AUGUCUGUAAAUAAGACAUUGAAAAAGCAAAAGUAUACUGAUCGCAAAACGAGUGCGAAUAUCGAGACCAUUGAAGCUGUGAAACAAGAAAAUGAUAACAGCGUUAAUGCAUUGGAUUACGAGGGUAUUAGCAACUGGCCUGCGGAUGAGCAGUAUCGACACUCAUCGCGAAAGGGGAAGAUCGUGACCGGUCACAAAAAGAAGAGACGACUGGCAAUGACAGAUGGUAGCGUGCAAACCCAACAGACCGCAAUCACGCUCGAUGAUGGAAUGAUGAAUGGUCCACGAAAAGUGGUGGGAAAACACAUCGAGAUUCAAAGUGUUCCACCGUACAACUUUGAUGAGCUGAUUCUGAACUCGAACGGAGAAGAAAAAGCUGAUCAGACACAAGUGGCACUAGCAGCAGAAGAUCGACUCGUAGAAGUUAUCGAUGUGGAAGAGAAACGACAAACCACAGGCGCUGUCAACGAUUUUGUCAAAGACAUCGAAAACGAUCUUAGUCCCAUUGUGGAAUACGCCAGAGAGCCUUUGCUGCCGCUCGCUGAAGCGUGUGCUCCACUAGAGAGCAUCGUCCACGAUUUAUACGUCUAUGUUCAGCUGGCGCUCGACGAAACCCCGAUUCAGCCGCCCGACGGCCUGACUAUUGACGAGAGUGCUGCGAUUCGGCUCUACACGAUCGAGUGGGUGGGACCGCACCGAAGUCUCUAUUCAAUGCUUAAUUACACGCUGAAGAAGGCCGAUCGC
Molecule: messenger RNA, 744 nt
Organism: Didymodactylos carnosus
Lineage: Eukaryota; Metazoa; Rotifera; Eurotatoria; Philodinida; Philodinidae
Source: the annotation of a GenBank genome assembly